Eutrema salsugineum is the source of this 2268-nucleotide messenger RNA. RefSeq lists its product as uncharacterized. Bases 1 to 2268 code for a protein of 755 amino acids. The transcript has 2 exons. Lineage: Eukaryota; Viridiplantae; Streptophyta; Magnoliopsida; Brassicales; Brassicaceae. The record is from RefSeq and is a predicted model, not a curated record.
AUGGCGGCUGAGCGACAACACUCGACUUGGAGAGCCGGAAUCUCCGACCCGAUGGAUGGAAUUCGGAGACGCUUCGAUUUCUCGACACCCGCAGAAGCCUCAGGGAGUGGUGCAAGAAAUUCCUCGGUUCUUCGUCCCCUCGACGAACGUACUCCCGCAGCAACCCGAAUCAACAUGACCGAGCCGCCUCCACUACGCUGGAACUCCAGGCGACGAGCCGGUGAGGAAGAGGACGAUUGGAUUGACGUAGACACCCAGCAGAACGACGAAACCACGAAUCCUCAACAAACUGGCUCGGCUCGCCGAAUUAGUCGAGAAGAACUCGCCUCGGCACUAAACGGCAUCCGGACUGACAAAAUCUCCGAUCCGACCCGCGGCGAUAAUCCAACCGAGGUGGAAGAAAACAUCCAAUGGAUCGAGCAGGCAGAAAGCGAAGAUGAGCCGAGACGAGAGGAGCGAGAGCGACCCCCCCAAUCAAAGGGAAUGACUCACGCACAAACUCUCGAGCUCAAAGAGCUGCGAGCCUCGAUGGCUCGGACAGUGGCUGAAAUACGCGCCAUGAAAUCUCAAGUGCACAACGCGACGAGCGCCGCGCUCGAAAUCGACCGAAUGCUUGAAGAAACUCAAAGAAUCCCGUUCACUGCAAGAAUCACGGAGGCCAGGAUUCCCGAACCGGGGAAGGUGAGAAUCCCGUUCUACGAAGGAACAACCGACCCGAAAGCACACAUCACCGCAUUUCGGAUAGAAAUGGGACGAGCCUUCACAAAGAACGCCGCUAAACUCACCGAGCGCGAAGUGGAUGCCGGAUACUACCUGCUCUUCGUGAAACAUCUCAAAGGACCCUCGCUCGAAUGGUUUUCGAGGCAGGAGCGCAAUUCGAUCGGCGGUUUUCAACAGCUCUCCGCUUUGUUCCUCAAACAAUACUCGAUGUUUAUGGACAAAGGAACGUCUGAUGCCGACCUGUGGACACUAUCCCAAGGACCGAACGAGCCGCUUCGAGAUUACAUGGCAAGUCUGAGUUCCGACGGGAGAUGGCUCUCAACACGCCGCAAACAAUUCAAGACGCUAGCUUUGCACCGAUCAUCAGACUUCGUCGUGAACGAAGAGGAGAUGAAAAGCUUAGACGAGCAGUAUGAAGCAACGAAAGCAGCAAUCCGAAGCUCAAUUUUGCCGCGCCCCACGAAGAAGGGCAACCCAUCAAACAAUACAACAACUUCAAGCUCGGAUGAACCUAGAAGCGGAGGAGCCCAUAACUACCAGGUGGGCGUCGGACGCGGAAGAGGAGAGCCGCGCAACAACACUUGGGUGAGAAAGUCCGCCAACUACGACGAGAAGGCUUUCUGCGAGUAUCACCAGACCUACGGGCAUCCAACGGCUCAAUGCCGAAUUUUAGGAGCAAAGCUCUCAGCAAAGAUGGCAGCGAGAGAGCUCCAAAACGCGGUCAGCAUCAAAGACCUCGUCCCUAACGAACAACAAGAGAGAGCCGAGCCGAGCGGCGCGGAACCCGCGAAUCCUCCCCGACGAGGCGAUAACCCCAAGCGUGACAGGAGAGGGGAACCUGAAGAGCGACCCGAGCCGAGGCAGAGGAUCAAUAUGAUCAUGGGUGGAUCCCAAUACUACCAAGAUACCGUAUCCUCCAUCAAAGCCUAUCAGCACCGAGCCGAAGCGAAGGAGAAUUGGACAGAACCAACCGACAUCCCAAACACAGUGAUCUCCUUCGCCGAGGAGGAAACGGCAGGAAUCGAUCGACCUCAUAACGAUCCGUUGGUGAUUGAGUUAACGAUCAGGGAUCAUGACGUAGCAAGGGUGCUCAUCGAUACUGCAAGCUCGGUGAACGUCAUCUUCAAGGAAACACUCAGAAGAAUGGGAAUCGACCUCUCCGAGGUCGAAGCAAUCCCCAAACCUCUAACCGGAUUUUCAGGAGAAACGACGAUGACUAUGGGAACGAUUAGGCUUCCUGUGGUAGCUGGCGGAGUCACUAAGAUCAUCGAAUUCUGCGUCACCGAUCACCCAGCAAUAUACAAUGUGAUCAUGGGAACUCCAUGGAUCAACGGGAUGAGGGCGGUACCCUCUACCUAUCAUCUCUGCCUCAAAUUCCCAACCCCAGCAGGUGUUAAAACGAUCUGGGGGAGUCAGAAGGAGUCACGAAUGUGUUGCCUAGCCGAGCAUAAGCUAAGGAACCCCGUCACCGACGCACGAGCAGACAUCGACCGCAAAAAGAUGAAGACAGACCGAGAGCCCGCGAACAAGCUCUCGAAACUCUUAUAG